Molecule: messenger RNA, 4653 nt
Organism: Phalacrocorax carbo (great cormorant)
Lineage: Eukaryota; Metazoa; Chordata; Aves; Suliformes; Phalacrocoracidae
Source: RefSeq, a predicted model, not a curated record
AUGUCCUGGUCAGAUGCCAGGAGUACCAUCCCCCAGGUGGACACCACCCCCUCUGAGAGCAGUGUUGAGUGGGCAGCACCCCCAGCCAGCACCAACAGCACCCAUAUGCCUAUCUCCACCACCACCAGCACCAGCCCAGCAACCACACCAGCUGCCAGUGUGUUCCUCAGCAACACCAUCCUGCCAGCCACCUCAGCCAGCAAGGAGACCUUCAUGGUGGCUGGGGCCACCACAGCCAUGCCACCUGCCACAGUGAAGGCCGCCAGCGCCAGCACCAGCAGUGUCCUGUCCUUUACUGGUAUCCUCAGUCCCAGCCCUGCCAUUGAGGUCCCUGGUUCACCCCUCCCCAGCCUACACAGCCCAGUGGAGGAGCCAGCAACAUCCCCCCUGUCCCUGCUUGGUGCUGGUGCAACUGGGGAGCUGGCACCCAGACAGAACCGCCCCGAGCCAGCAACAGGCACUUCUGUGGCCAUCAGCAACUGUGCUGUGGGACAGGCAGCAAGCACAACACCUCCCGCCUUCUGGACACCUGACUGGGGGGAGAAAACAGCCAUUGCUGCAGGCAGCACCAUGGCUAUCACUGCAGGCAGUAUCACAGCCAUCACUGCAGGCAGCACCACAGCCAUCACUGCAGGCAGCACCACAGCCAUCACCGCAGGCAGUAUCACAGCCAUCGUGGCCGGCAGCACCACAGCCAUCACUGCAGGCAGUACCAUGGCUGAUGCACCCACAGCCCCAGUAAGCCCAGCCAAGGAGGCAGGAGAUCUCCCAGACCCAGGUAUUGUGGCACCAGAGAGACCACCAGCCACCACCAGCCCUGCCACCUCCCCGGCUUCUGCGUUUGGGACACAGAGGGGACCAACCACAGCAGCAAGCACAUCUGCCCACACCACCACUGGACACAGAAAUCCUGCCCCUGAGCCCCGACCCACCCACGGACUUAUCAUGCUGGCGGCCUUGCUCUCCCCCUUCGGCACAGAGGGAGGGGACCUAUAGUGUGUCCAGAGGACAGUGGAUUUUAACUCCCCCCUGUUCAAGCCAGAGAUUGGAUUCCCCUUUGGGAAGUCACUGCAGGAUGUUCUCUAUUUUACAGAUAACGGACAGAUAAUUUUUCCACCCACGGACAACUAUGUCCCCUCCAACCCCAACCCACCUCCCUGGGGCUUCACCCAGGUUUUGCCAAUGGUGGCUGCCUUUUGGGACGACGCAGAUUUCUCCCAGGGUGUCGGCACCACCUGGUACCAGGAGUACUCCACCCUCAGCUCUACCCGAGAUGCCCUUGUCCAUGACGUGGAAGCAAAGAUUGAGAAAUACCUGAAAACCCCCUAUAUAGCAAAAUAGACCUUAAAGGUGAUGUGGGAGAAGGCUCCGGCGUACCUGUCCCAGCAGGAUGACACUCGGACAAGUACCUACCAGGCAGUCCUCACCACUGAUGGGAAUCAAUCCUUUGACCUGCUGCUCUACCAGGAUGGCAGGAUGUGGUGGGACCACACCAAGCUGGCUAUGAGCAACGUGUUGAUUGACUUCUGCAGCGGUGAUGGCUAUGCCCAAAAUAAUGAGCUGACUCAAAAGCCACCAGCUGUCAAGUACAGACCCAACCACAGCAGCACUGGCACCGAUGUGCGCGGACCGUGGACAUACAGGCUGGACAGUAUCUCCCGGGUGAACUAUAGGCUGCGGUGCCUGGCGUGGUUGGACACUGAACCAGCUCUGGCCACCUGGAACAGCCAGCUGCCACCAUGCCCCUGCUCCCAGCCCCAGGCAGAGCUGGACCCCUGCUACCGCCAGAGCAGAGGCCCAGCGGACACCUCUGUGAGGAUGCUGUAUACCGGGUCCCCCAGCCUGGCCAGAGCCAGGGUGUGGUGUCUGUUCCAAGAUGGAAGCUUGCUCGAAGGCUGGCAGGAGAGAGCAUGUAGCCUCCCCAUCCACCCAGCCACUGACAAGGAGCUGGAGGCUUUCAACUGGUGCCGCCAGUGUGUGGACAAGCCCCUGUUCUGUGCCAGGUUUGCUGAGAAGAGACCAAGGGUCAGCUGCGAGAGGUACAUGCCGCCCACGCUUGCUGGUACCUUUGGGGUCCCCCACAUCACCACCCUGGAUGGACUCACCUACACCUUCAAUGGGCUCAGAGACUUUGUCCUGCUGCUGGCCAGCAAUACCCAGACCAACUUUGUGCUGCAUGGGUGCACAGCCCAAACCAGAAUGGCCCGGGCCACCAACUUCAUGGCCUCUGCUGCUCAGUACAUCUCUGCCACCACCAUAACAGUUGAGUGAAACUUGGGGAGCCAGGGUGACAUCCAAGUCCUCCUGAACAAUGAAACCAUCCAGUUUUCCUAUUCCCAAGACACAGGCACCAAGGUGUACUACAACCCUGGUGUCUUGCUGGUCAACACCUCCUCUGUUACGGCUGUCUUUGAUGGGCCCAUCGCCAUCUCCAUCUCGGCUGCCUCCAGGAUCCUCAGCGUGGUCUGCAACCUGCCCAACUGGUACCACAACAGAACCAAGGGCCUCCUGGGUGUGUGGGACCAUGACCCUGCAGAUGACUUCCACAUGCCUAAUGGUACCAGCAUCCCUGUGAACAGCAGCAAGGAGGAGAUAUACAGCUACGGGAUGACCUGGGCUGUUGGAGAGCACAGCCUGUUUGCUCAGCCUCUGGACUCAGUGGUAAUGAACUUCACACUCAUCUUCUUGGCUCAUCUGUGGCAGGAGAGUGAAAGCCAGUACCAGGUGGCAGCCUCGCAGUGCCACGGCAGCAAGGAGUGCAUCUACGACUCACUGAGCACAGAGGAUGUGGCCCUGAGCCUGGCCACGCAGGGCCUCGCAGCUGACUUCCAGCAGAAGCAGGCAGUACUCAACACCUUCUCUCCCAUCAUCACUGGUGAUGCGUCACUCACUGCCUUCAGGACAGAAAGGGUCAGGAGGCAGUACCAUGCCACGGGGGUGGGUGCAUGCUUUGUCCCACACUUCUCGCCGGAGCUCAACAUAUCGGAGCGCGGCAUGUUGACGUGGGAGCCCCAUGGGACAGCCCCGCUCACCAUCAGCCUGGAGGCUGUUGGGUCCAACAACCUUUCCACCCUCCUCCAGCUCCACUUCACCCUUUGCAGCUGCAGCAGGAGGGAGGAGUGUGACUAAAGUGACACCAUCACUCUUGGGGGGUCGUCCGUGCAGCUGGUAGCCUGCAUGUGUGAGGACGGCUACUUGGGUGCCUUCUGCCAGGACCCUCCGGACCCCUGUGCCCAGGGGUGCUUCCCUGGCGUGGGCUGUGACUCACAUACCGGCUGUGGCCCCUGCCCAGCCGGCCUGACCAGCAAUGGGCGGCACUGCUCAGAUAUCAAUGAGUGCACGCAGGGGAUGGUGUGUCCAGGGAAUGACACCUGCACCAACACGGUGGGCAGCUACACCUGCUCCUGCCCAGCCGGUGAAGAGGGUGAGGGGCCAGGCUGUGGCUCAGCCUGUGGCUCCUGCUCCUGCCCCAAGAGCUUCUGCAGCAACAGGGGACGCUGCCACCUGCACCCCAUCACCUGCACCCCUGCCUGCACCUGCCCCCCAGCUUUCACUGACCAGCACUGCCUGGUGGCAGAGGGCGAUUUUCAGCUGCUGCCUAGUGCAGGUCUCCCCCAGAGAAGGAUCCAGCUGCGGGUCAGGACAUUGCAAAACGCCACUGCCGGCGAAGUCAACAGCACUGUCUCGGCCAUCCUGGGCACCCUGGAGGUAAAGGCUUUCCAGAGCAACAACAACAUCACCCAGACAUGGGGGGAUGGCUUCACCUUCGUGGUGGUGUCUGUGUUCAGCUAUGACAGCCAUGGCACUGUCAUCCAGUUCCUGAAUGAGAAGUUGCUGGGAGCAAUCACCAGUGCCUUCAACAGGUGGCAGGGGUGGCAGGAGGCAGAUGCAUGCCUCCUCUUCCAGCACCUGCACUGGGGCAACAUCACUGACCUGGUGAAGUUGACAGUGGCUGAGCAGAGGCUCUAUUUCCCCUGCGAUCUCUAUGGCUACAAAGGCUACCAGCUCCACUACGCAGGGACCAUCGUUUGCAUCUCCCCUUGCAAGAUGGGCUACUGCCAGCAUGGUGGCCAGUGCCAGCACCUGCCUGAGGGGCCCACGUGCAGCUGUCUCCCCUUCUCCAUCUUCUCCCCUGCGGGCUCCCAAUGCGAACAACUGGCUGUCAGCCUUGCUGCCUUGCUUGGCAUUUUGGUGGGAGCCCUGGCUCUGCUCUGCCUCCUGCUCAUCACUGCCUGCCUGGCCUCGCACGUCUGCCACCAGUACCAGCACCAGGGGGCCAAGGAGACCUUCUGGAGCCCACAGCCUUUCUCCUUACUGACCGUGGCAGGAGAGUGGGCUGAGUCCACCCCCUCCCAGUCCCCAGAAAGGCAUUGGGAACCACAGCUCCAGGCCAUCGACCCCUCAGUCCAGAUAAGGAUCCAAAGACCUCAUGUCAGGCCUCCGCGCCUGGACCCCAGCAGCCUUAUCCCGCCACCGGUCCUGCCCCAGCGCCUCUUGGCUUGCAGAGGAGCCAGCCGCUGCUGCAGGCCCCACUACACACUCUCAGGGACCCCAGCAAUGGGCACCUGUGUGGAGGCAGAGGACAGGCAGCUGCCCUUUGGGUCUGGUCUUUGUGGGAAGAUUCACUCUGGAGGAGGUGGGUUUUUUAAAUGA